UGGAAGGCAACCCUUGUUCACAAUGUAUAGACCAAAAGUAAGCCUUAAAGACCGGCAACAACUUUACAGGCUUAUUAUUAGUCAGCUGUUAUAUGAUGGAUAUAUCAAUAUUGCUAAUGGUCUGAUAAAUGAAGUAAAGCCACAGUCUGUCUGUGCACCCUCUGAACAACUGUUGCAUCUUAUUAAACUAGGAAUGGAAAAUGACGAUAGUGCAGUUCAGUAUGCAAUUGGACGCUCUGAUACAGUAGCUCCUGGAACAGGAAUUGACUUGGAGUUUGAUGCAGAUGUACAGACUAUGUCUCCAGAAGCAUCUGAAUAUGAGACGUGUUAUGUCACAUCUCACAAAGGACCAUGUCGUGUAGCUACAUAUAGCAGAGAUGGACAGUUAAUUGCUACAGGAUCAGCUGAUGCAUCAAUAAAAAUACUUGAUACCGAAAGAAUGUUAGCAAAAAGUGCUAUGCCCAUUGAGGUUAUGAUGAAUGAAACAGCUCAGCAGAACAUGGAGAACCAUCCAGUUAUUAGGACUCUUUACGAUCAUGUAGAUGAGGUCACCUGUUUAGCUUUUCAUCCAAAUGAACAAAUCCUUGCAUCUGGAUCAAGAGACUACACUCUGAAAUUAUUUGACUAUUCAAAACCAUCUGCCAAGAGAGCUUUCAAAUAUAUUCAGGAAGCAGAAAUGCUGCGCUCUAUAUCUUUCCAUCCUUCUGGGGAUUUCAUACUUGUUGGGACACAGCAUCCUACCCUGCGGCUCUAUGAUGUUAAUACUUUUCAGUGCUUUGUAUCUUGCAAUCCUCAAGAUCAACAUACAGAUGCUAUAUGCUCAGUUAAUUACAAUGCAAGUGCUAACAUGUAUGUAACAGGCAGCAAAGAUGGAUGCAUCAAAUUGUGGGAUGGAGUUUCAAAUCGUUGUAUCACCACUUUUGAGAAGGCACAUGAUGGCGCUGAAGUCUGUUCUGCCAUUUUCUCUAAGAACUCCAAGUACAUACUUUCAAGUGGAAAGGAUUCUGUGGCUAAACUGUGGGAGAUAUCAACAGGGAGGACACUAGUCAAAUAUACAGGAGCUGGCCUGAGUGGACGCCAGGUUCAUAGGACACAGGCUGUUUUUAAUCACACCGAAGACUAUGUGCUCCUUCCAGAUGAAAGGACCAUUAGCCUUUGCUGCUGGGAUUCACGAACAGCGGAACGAAGAAAUCUUCUUUCCUUGGGGCAUAAUAGCAUCGUUCGCUGCAUUGUCCAUUCGCCGACAAAUCCUGGGUUUAUGACUUGCAGCGAUGACUAUAGAGCUCGAUUUUGGUACCGAAGAUCAACCACAGAUUAAAACAGCAGUUCUGAAACCAUUUGCUCAAAUUUUAUUGCCAUUUUCUUUUACAAAUAAGUCUGUUUUUAUUAUGAUUUAUUUAAGAAGUUUGAAAAUGGAUCACCUGUAAGAAAGAAAAAAGCCCAAUACCUUAAGGGUAUUUUUAAAGUUAUGGUCUUAUAUAUGUUUUUUUUAAAAAAGAACCCGUAAACUUACCGUAAUUUUUUUCUUAAGUGUACAAGUCUGCCCAUUUUUACUACUUAAAAAUCUUUUGUUUUUGUGUUUUUAACAAAACAUUUAAUAUUCUUGAUUUCCUUGGAUAUACAAAUAAUGGCCUAGUUCUGACUUGUAAUUUUGUACUGUACUUUAAUGUUUUAUUAUUCUUUAGAUGAUUUACCUCUGCUAGCCUAUAGUUCUCUUAUUAAAACUGAUUCUUAC
Messenger RNA from Protobothrops mucrosquamatus (brown spotted pit viper), 1735 nucleotides. RefSeq names its product cleavage stimulation factor subunit 1. Gene Ontology annotation, molecular function: RNA binding; protein binding. Gene Ontology annotation, cellular component: mRNA cleavage stimulating factor complex. NCBI's taxonomy places the organism in Eukaryota, Metazoa, Chordata, Lepidosauria, Squamata, Viperidae. Gene Ontology annotation, biological process: mRNA 3'-end processing. The coding region runs from base 23 to 1318 and encodes 431 amino acids. The transcript is spliced from 5 exons. The record is from RefSeq and is a predicted model, not a curated record.